UAUUUUCAUGCUAAUCUAGUGUUUACCACUACAAAAUUUAAAAACAUGCUAAAAUUUAACUUUAAAUGUUUAUUUUUUCUUAAUCUACUAAUAUUUUUUGUUUUCCCUUUAUUAUUAUUUUCCGGUUAUUUGGCUGCUGAAAUUAUUGAAACGGAAGAAUUAAAAGAAUGUUUACAAAAAACUUUCGAAGAUUCUGAAACUUUUAUUUGUGUAUGUAAUUCGGAAUAUUGUGAUGAAGUUGAGCCUCUUGGAUUGUUAGCAAAAGGAAAAAUAGUUUUUUAUUUGACUGAUAAAAGAAAGAAUCGGAUGAAAAAAGUGCUUAAACACUUCCCAUUUAAUAAAACCGAUGAUAAUAAAUUACCAACAAUAUCAAUUGAUUCUUCUACACGUUUUCAAACAAUAAUCGGUUUUGGCGGGGCUUUUACAGAUUCUGUUGGAUUGAAUUUAAAUUCUUUAAGUGCUACAACUAGGGAAGGCCUUAUUAAAAAUUAUUUUCAUCCUGAGGAGGGAAUUGGGUAUUCUAUUGGAAGGGUGCCUAUUGCUAGUACUGAUUUCUCGACGAGAGAAUAUUCUUAUGUUGAACAAGAAGGGGAUUUUGAAUUGAAAACAUUUUCUUUGGCAAAAGAAGAUUUUGAAUAUAAGGCUAGUUUUGAAAUCCCUUACAUAAAAAUGGCAAAUCGCUACAGAAUAGGGCAGCCCUUCAGACUUUUAGCCGCCCCAUGGGCAUCACCUGGAUGGAUGAAAACUAAUGGGAAAAUGAAUGGAGAUGGUGAAUUAAAAGGAGAUUUAAAUGGACCUUAUUACCAGUCCUAUGCUAAAUAUUUGAAAAAAUUUUUUGACGAAUAUCACGCAAAUGGAAUUGAUUUUUGGGCUUUAACCAUUCAAAAUCAGCCAGAGAGUGGUUUAGAAAAAGAUUUUCCUUUCCAAACAAUGUUUAUGAGUAAUCGAACACAGAGAGAAUUUGCCAAACAAUUAUUAUUACCGUUAUUUCAAAAAUCAGAAUAUACAGUAAACCUUAAGUUGAUAGCUUUUGAUGAUGUAAGAGAACAUUUAGUUGUUUCGGCUUCAGAGAUAUUUGAAAAGCAAACAGAUUCUUCUUCGUCAAAAACAUCAUUUGAACAGACUAACAUUUUCCUAGAUCAUUUACUUCCUUUAGUACCGGAUUUUGUUAUUGAUGGAGUGAAAAAUUUUUUAAAUUACCAAAAUGAGGUGGAAAUAAAAAAUCCAAUAGAUGGAAUAGGCGUUCAUUGGUAUGUACUUGAUAAAAUUGAAGAUCAAAGCAAAGUUCAUGAACUUUACAAGGACAAAUUUAUUAUAUCGACUGAAGCAUGUGCAGGUUUUGAUAUAAUUGCAGAUUUUGGACCUCGUAUUGGUAAUUGGACGAGAGGUUGGAUGUAUGGACACGAUAUUUUACAUAAUUUGAGGAAUUGGGCUAUUGGAUGGAUUGACUGGAAUAUUUGUUUAAAUAUGGAAGGAGGUCCGAAUUGGGUCAACAAUAUUGUAGAUGCUCCCAUCCUUGUGGAUGGAGAGAAAGAUGAAUUUUAUAAGCAACCAAUGUUUUAUUUUAUUGCACAUUUUAGUAAAUUUAUUCCGCCCGGUUCUGUCCGUAUCAACUCCUCUCUAUUUAAUAAUUUAUCUAAUUAUUCAAUUAAUUUAUUAAACAAAAUAGAUCAUGUAGCUUUUGUUACUCCUAGAGGGGAUAAAAUAAUUGUUUUGAUUAAUCCAAAUGAAGAAAUUAUUGAAUUAAAUAUUAAAGAUAUUGUUGAGGAUAGAGAAAUGAAAAUUGAAUUAGAACCUAAUUCUAUUAUGACAGCUAUUUGGAAUUGA
Meloidogyne enterolobii is the source of this 1827-nucleotide messenger RNA. The record is from the annotation of a GenBank genome assembly. Lineage: Eukaryota; Metazoa; Nematoda; Chromadorea; Rhabditida; Meloidogynidae.